UGUUUGGAUGAGAACAGAUUGUCAAGCAAUUCACAUUGCAAGUGUAUGAAUGUGUGUGUGUGUGUGUGUGUGUGUGUGUGAAUGAAUGAAUGUGUGUGUGUGUGUGUGUAUGUAUUAAAUAUACGAGUAUAUAUAUAUAUAUAUAUAUAUAAACAUACAUGGGGUAAAGUAAAGAGGGUGAGAAAGAGUGUGUGAUGAUGGUUCCAAUCUCAUACCAAAAUUAUCUGUUCCACGAUGGUUUUUCUAUUAUCACUAUUGCUUUUAUUAUUUGGAUGUGUUUCAUGUUCUGCAAGGAUAAGGAACUGCUCAGUCCCCCCCUCUGCACCCGCAACCAUCCAAACAGAUAUCCCUCCCCGCGUCAUCCUCUCUCUCUCUUUCUCCUUUUCCUUUCUUUUCUCUUUUUCUUUUUUUUUCUUUUUCCUCUACGCUGUAGCCUCACAUUUCCUCCCAUCUUCCCCCUCUUUCACCCAGCCUCACUCUCACAUCAUUCUUCCUUUCCUACUUUUCACUUUUUCUUUUCAUUUACCUGUCCCUUUUCUCAAAUCUCCUGUAUCUCCUCAUCUUUUCCAAUAGCCAAUCUGAUUCUAAUUAUCCUUCUAUUCCUUUGAUCUUUUUGUUUGUUUACAUCAACCAGCAAAACAGGCACCAGUUGCAUUUUGAUUCCAGUACGACUACUUUCCACACUUUAGUCUUUUUUACCCUAUUCGUCUCGACCUCGACUCGACCUUGACUCGACCCUGCGUUCGAUCAAUCAGCAUUGGUUAACCUCAAGAAUAAGCACGCCUUUUCAGGAUUUUAAACGACAGA
This is a messenger RNA of Lobosporangium transversale, 807 nucleotides long. RefSeq lists its product as hypothetical. Bases 195 to 608 code for a protein of 137 amino acids. NCBI's taxonomy places the organism in Eukaryota, Fungi, Mortierellomycota, Mortierellomycetes, Mortierellales, Mortierellaceae. The transcript has a single exon. The record is from RefSeq and is a predicted model, not a curated record.